Molecule: messenger RNA, 2038 nt
Organism: Sycon ciliatum
Lineage: Eukaryota; Metazoa; Porifera; Calcarea; Leucosolenida; Sycettidae
Exons: 5
Coding region: 120-1508 (462 amino acids)
Source: RefSeq, a predicted model, not a curated record
UAGAUCUACCUACACGUGUGUGAGUGGUAGACUCUACGUCCAGUACCAGUCUGCCUCUUCUUGGCUCGCCAAUCUGAAGCAGGGAGAUAGUUGAAAUACCACUCUCUGAUCAGUGAAGCAUGUCGGAAAGAAGAAAUUUCCCAGCUAACAGCAAAGAUGUGGCUAAAAAAGACAACGUAGAUCGUGGAACUGUAGACAGCUUUGCCUUUAUGCUGGACUAUCUUUCAUUGAAGAUUGACGACAAUCUCCGCAUCGUAAAGAAUGUCCCAUAUACUCUCGCAGGAGUUGGAGUAGUUUUGUUGCUCUGGAGAAGCAACUCGCUACGUCGCUUGAAAGGCAUCAGUGCUGUGCCGCAAAGGGUAUACCGUGAGAAUGCACGGUUGCCAGUCAAAGUGGUGGAGGUGAAUGAGACGAGUAUUGGAGUUGUGCACAUGCCUAUGCUCUAUCGUGUGUUCGGACGUGGACAGCAUCAUGAUGAAAGCAAUGUCAUGCAUAUUCGCCUAUCUGGGGUUCAAUUCCCAGAACGUCUGUUUAAUCUACCCCUUGACAGAUCCUCAUCUGGUACUAGUAACACCAGCGCGUCUGAGCCCACACCGCCUUCACCAGCAACUAGCGCUAGUAGCUCUUCGUCGUCUGAGCCAACACCAUCUUCAAGGGCCACUGACUCUGCCACACCUGAACCAACAUCACGAUCAGUAGCCACCGACUCGGUGCCCCCUGAGCCGACACCACUGUCAGCUACCACCGACUCUGCUCUGCCUGAGCCACCAAUCCGACCAUCCCCUGACUCUGAUAGCCCGGUUGCACCCAAGGAGUUUGUUCAACCUGCAAUUCCAACUGAAACCAAGUCAAGCACUACAACGGAGGACGCAGAGAAGAAACCUUCAUCCACACCAGACUCUGCUCUGCCUGAGCCACCAAUCCGACCAUCCCCUGACUCUGGUAGCCCGGUUGCACCCAAGGAGUUUGUUCAACCUGCACUUCCAACUGAAACCAAGUCAAACACUACAACGGAGGACGCAGAGAAGAAGCCUUCAUCCACACCAGACUCUGCUCUGCCUGAGCCACCGAUUCGACCAUCCACGGACUCUGAUAGCCCUCUUGCACCUACGGAGGACGCAGAGAAGGAGCCUUCAUCCAUACCAGACGUUCCCUUUCCUGCAUACCGACACUCAGAUGAUUCAUUGGAUUGGUUCCACGCUAAUAUCCUUGGCCGGACUUUGAGAAUGACGCUGCUGCAAAAGGGUGAUGAUCCCUUCGUUUUCCUUUAUCAAAGAAAGUUUUCGAAAUUGCGUCCAGUGUUCAUAAACUAUCGACUGGUGAGACUUGGCUUGGCUGAGGCUGCUCCUGUUGCAAGUCCAUUUCUGAUCAAGAGUGACCAGAGAAAGCUUACAUCCAUGAUGUUGCAGGCCGAGCAUGAAGCUGAGAGGAAGGCAGUUGGCAUGUGGAAGGAUAGCAAGCCGGCUUGGAGGAGACGCCUGCAGGCGCUUUUGUGGUGGUCACGGUGACCGUGAAGCACAGCUGGCGUAGUGCUGCUUGAGUGCGUUCUUUUGCUGUGGUCGGACGUAACAGUUUGGUUCCUUUGGUUUAUUCAAUGUCCUACACUGCUUUGAAUUAUUUUCAUCGUUGUGCUUGUUCCAAAGUGGCCACUACUUUGCUUAGCUGCAUGUAGGAUUUUGCCUUGAGGCUCGACACGUCCUCGGUAGACCGUGCGGGUGCUAUAGCGUGUUGUGUAUCUGUGAUGUACAUUGGCUGGCGGAUAUCACAAAGACAGUAUCCUUGUCGGAAGUCUUGGCAUAUUGGCAAGUGCGCAUUUCGUUUUUAGUUGAGUUGAGUGUGCGUUUGCGACGGCCUUGCUUUGCUGUACUGCCUUCACCUUGGUUUAAUUUUAAUUUUUUCAAUUUUUUAUACAAGUGUAGCGUGAGGUUUUAAAUCUAUGAUUUUGCUUUAGCUCUAUAAGUCGCUGUAUUUGACAUAUUUCCGUUAUUCCCUGUACUUACCCAUGACGAGAAGGUAACAAAAACGUUUGGUUACUAAA